Molecule: messenger RNA, 2447 nt
Organism: Dipodomys spectabilis (banner-tailed kangaroo rat)
Lineage: Eukaryota; Metazoa; Chordata; Mammalia; Rodentia; Heteromyidae
Gene: Ttl
Product: tubulin tyrosine ligase
Exons: 7
Coding region: 33-1163 (376 amino acids)
Biological process (GO): protein modification process
Source: RefSeq, a predicted model, not a curated record
CGCCGGGCGGCCCGGGCGCGCGGCCCUUCGCCAUGUACACCUUCGUGGUGCGCGAUGAGAACAGCAGCGUCUACGCCGAGGUCUCCAGGCUGCUCCUCGCCACCGGCCACUGGAAGCGGCUGAGGCGAGACAACCCCAGGUUUAACCUGAUGCUGGGCGAGAGGAACCGGCUACCGUUCGGGAGACUCGGUCAUGAGCCUGGGCUGGUGCAGCUGGUAAACUACUACCGCGGGGCUGACAAACUGUGCCGCAAAGCUUCUUUAGUCAAGCUAAUCAAGACAAGCCCAGAACUCUCCGAGUCAUGCGCAUGGUUCCCUGAAUCCUAUGUGAUUUAUCCAACGAAUGUUAAGACCCCAGUUGCUUCAGCACAGAAUGGGAUCCAGCCACCCAUCAAUAACUCAAGGACAGAUGAAAGAGAAUUUUUCCUGGCUUCUUAUAACAGAAAGAAAGAAGAUGGAGAAGGCAGUGUUUGGAUUGCAAAGUCAUCAGCUGGAGCCAAAGGUGAAGGCAUCCUCAUCUCCUCGGAGGCGUCAGAACUUCUGGAUUUCAUAGACAACCAGGGCCAAGUGCAUGUGAUCCAGAAAUACCUUGAGCGUCCUCUGCUCCUCGAGCCGGGUCACCGCAAGUUUGAUAUUCGAAGCUGGGUGUUGGUAGACCAUCAGUAUAAUAUCUACCUCUAUAGAGAAGGUGUGCUUCGGACGGCUUCAGAACCAUAUCAUGUUGAUAAUUUCCAAGACAAGACCUGCCACUUGACCAAUCACUGCAUUCAAAAAGAGUACUCAAAGAACUAUGGGAAGUAUGAAGAAGGGAAUGAAAUGUUCUUCGAGGAGUUCAAUCAGUACCUCACAAGUGCUUUGAACAUUACCUUGGAAAAUAGUAUCUUGCUACAAAUCAAACAUAUCAUAAGGAGCUGCCUCAUGAGCAUAGAGCCAGCCAUCAGCACCAGACACCUCCCUUACCAGAGUUUCCAACUCUUUGGCUUCGACUUCAUGGUAGAUGAGGAGCUGAAGGUUUGGCUCAUUGAGGUCAAUGGCGCCCCUGCUUGUGCUCAGAAGCUCUAUGCAGAACUUUGCCAGGGCAUCGUGGACAUAGCCAUAGCCAGUGUCUUCCCACCCCCGGACAUGGAGCCACCACCGCAGCCAGCUGCAUUCAUCAAGCUGUGAUAGACUGAUGGAGAUGCACACAGCUGCCUUGGGAAACACACGGGGUCCUGCUCCAGAAGAAGAUGAAAUGUCCAGACUGCACCUUAUCAAGCCGAGAUGAGGAGAGGCAACCCCAAGAUGUGUUGGAAGAGCAUGGGAAGAAAAGAGGACAGCAGAUGGUCCAGAGCCAGUGGCGCUCUCCACAGUGCUGCUGACUUUAGCAAACUAAAGAAAAUUUCUCUAGAAGGAGCAGAACAUUCUUGUAAGGGGCCAAAGGCAGGGAGUUGAUUUUCCUGUGUUCUCAUCCUUUGAAAGAGUCUUUUGCUCCUCAGGCAAUGCUGGGAACAGAACCCAUCUUCCCCAGAUGGCAGGCCAGGGACCACUGGUUGGUGUCUUUCCACCUGCUGCAGCCUGUAGUGCCUUAGUUUUGUGCCCAGCUGCAGGCCUGCUGGUCAGGGACAUGGGAAGUGAGAGCAUUUUUGAGGUUGCCCAGGUGUUUCCCAUUCACCUCCUCCACAACACUCUGCCCCUCUAAACUCUGGACAAGCAUGCACCAACUGUCCUUAGUUUUGUACUGUGCUCCAGCCUCUCAACAAUGGCUGUUUUCUCAGCUACCUUCCUGGUGGGCUGUGGCCCAGCACCUGUCAGGCUUCCUGUGUGUUGGGGACCCAACAAUCUGUGCUCUCUGCAUGUUUUAGAGAGGGAGCAGCAACUCUGAUGAGCCUGUAAGCAUCAAAUAAGCAUGAGAGAGGGAGAAAAAACAAAAACAUAUCUUGCUUUACUUAAUAGGUUGGGGUGGGGUGUCUGAAGUAUCAUGGUUUUCAAUUCUCUUUAUUUUAAGCAGAAUGCUAAGUGCAGUUUUACAAAAUUAUUGUUCUUUUUAUUUUCACUUAAAUCUUUGUAGAAACCUCUCUAGGAAGUCAGGGAAGAUAGACUUCCUUUGUUUAUCUGCAUCCCCAGAUGGCCCUGGCCAGAUACAGGUGGCUUUCCCCGUUCUGUUCUCCUUGUGCUCCAAGAGCCUUCUGCAGGGGCUAGAGGCCAGCUUCCAGUGUGGGAAGGAUUUUAUGUCUGUGUGCACCUGUGAAUGUCAGGAGAAAUGCUCUCUGGAUAAGUAAGCUUAGGUCCCACCUAAACAGGAAAGAAGUAGUUCUGAGCUCCAUGCUGCAUUUUGUAAGUCACAAGGUAUGUAGACUAUUAGUUAUAUGUUGUAGACUUCUCAAAAGGCCACAUUAUUAAUAUGAGGAGAUUUAUUUAUUUAUUUAUUUUUGUUUUUGUGUCAAUCCUGGGGUCUGGAUGCUGACCCUG